AUGGCGUUAGCUGGCGGAAGUUCAGAGGUGUCAAAAAAGGUUCCAAAAAGUUCUCCUGUGUUUUCUCCACUGAAAAGACCCGCAAGGAAACCAUCAACUACAGCUGGUACGGUACUAUCUCGGCGGAGGUCUGCUGGAAAAAAUUCAGAACCACUUUUUCGAAUUUACAGAGUGCCAAAAGUUCAAGAUCCUGAUGGUACAAAGAGACAUCCGCUUAAUCCAGCAAAGUAUGCGAUUUUGACAAAAAGGUUAACGUCGUCUAGGUUGGGUACAAUUCGUAGCGGGGUUGACAACAGAUUUCUACGUGAGCUUAAAAAACUGUAUGGAAGAUAUUGUGAAGGAGAGUACGAAAUGUAUCAACUUCUGGAUGAAAGGGACAAAAUUUUGUCGAAAGUUCGUGUUAGAAAAGCUCACGUGGAAGAUGCAAAUAUUGUACAGGGAACUUGUGCGGACAUGUGCCCUGAGAAAGAACGUUAUUUGCGUGUAGUACAAAAAAGAAUCAGCCCUUACGAAUGUGAUUCAUCUGGAACAAUGGUUCCUGAUAUCACAGUCAAAGACUACAGCAGGAGUGCAGCAGAUCAGGAAGAGCCUUUGCCUCAUGAACUACGGCCAGCGCCUAUUUUGCGGCGUACGAUGAACUAUCUCAUUGGAAAGAUCGCUGAGGAGAUUCCAGCAAAAGAUGAGGAUUUGUCAGUGUGGUACGACUUCUUAUGGAAUCGCACUCGGGCCAUCAGAAAAGUAGAUUUUCUUUGUAUUUAUUCUCACUUGAGGGAGACCCUUAAGUUUAGAGACUGGUGUGAGCAUAAAGAUAUUACUCAGCAGCUUAUGGUGAACGAAACCGCUGUAGUUUUGAACGAGCAGUGUGCUAGAUUUCACAUUUUUGCAUCACACCGUCUUUGCAAACUUGAUUAUAACGAAUUUGAUCAAAAGAUGAAUACAGAGAACUUGUCGAAGUGUUUGCAAAGUUUACGCCAUCUUUACGAAGAUCUUGGUAAGAAGGGGAUUUAUUGUAAAUCAGAGGCUGAAUUCCGUGGAUAUGACAUAAUGCUGAACCUUGCUGACUCCUACAUUUCGAGGCAAGUACUUGCGUAUAGACCUGAAAUUCGCGUAUCUGCUCCAGUAAAGCUGGCUUUACAGCUGUUUGCUAGUUUUCAGAGUGGUAAUUACAGAAGAUUUUUCAAACUUUUGAAGGAAAAAGCUGACUAUCUUCAGUGUUGUAUAUGUCAUCGUUACUUUCCUGAAUUUCGCGAGCGUAGUUUGUCGACAAUAGUUGAAGCAUUCACCGCAAGUGGAUCGGCAUCUGCAAAAUUCCCACUUGGUAAGCUUUCGGGCUUGCUUGGUUUUGAUGGUGACGAGCAAACACGUGAGGUUGCUGGAUUUUAUGGAUUUGACUGUAAAUUUGACUCAGAUGUCAAAGAGGAAUUUAUAUUGUUGUCGAGAAGCGAGUUUAUUCAACGGAAAGAGCGUUUAAUUCUAAUGCAUUCAUGGAUUGAAGACAAACGUUCAUUUUUACCUCUCUCACUGGUUCUUAGUGGUGGCAGUGAUGUUGCAGUGGAACGUUGGAAACCUGCAGUUUCAUUUCAAGAUGGUGUUUAUGUUGACGACCCAGUGGUUAAUGAGUUCAUUUCUCAAGCAUCAUUGUUCGAAAUUAACAUGUUAUCAAUGUUUUACUUACUCGUUAGCGCAAGUGAAUCAAGUUAUCUAGUUCAAGAAUGUCAAGGAGAGACAAUGAGGGCUUUCUUUGCAAGAGAUGAUCAGGAUCAUACGACAGAUCCAGAAUUUCCUAGUUCCCAAGAAGAGGGGAGUGAAUACCACACAGUUGAGGAACUGGAAGAUCAUGCAGACGGUCUGCUGAAAAUCGUUAUUUGUGAAGUAUUGGAGGCAGAAACUUUGAACACAGUAGUAGGAACAUUGAAAGAUUCCCUAAUUGACGCUGCAGCAUGGCAACUUGUUGAUAAUGCGAUUGAAGAAGCGUUUAGAGCUGUUUGUUGCAACUUUUUCAAAGUAUGCGAAUCUAAGCGUCAGAUGGAUACCGCUCGUAAUAUUUUUAAUGAAAAAAGAGGAAUUGUCUUAUCAUUGACUGGCACAUUGAUGGAGUGUAUAGUCGACGAAGCGCUUAUGAGUUUUUUACGCACCACUGGAAAGCACUUUUUUUGUCUGAGCAUGAUCAAUAGAAAAAAAAGGUCAUUAGAUCAUUUAUCCGGUAAAAUGUAUAAUGAUGCUCUUGCUGAAGUAGUUGGCAAAGAGGUGGAGUGUAUCUGUAAUCGUGUAUUUGAUGAGGCGUUUGAGACGAGGAGGAGAUGUAAUGAGAUUUGUGAUCGUUUGGAUAGGUUAUGGCUAAAACAGUUCUUUGACCAAUGGAGAUUUCAUGUUUCUAGAAAAAAAAUAAAGUUAAAGAAGGCACAGCAGCUGCUUAACGGAUUCCCCAUUGUGCUGCCAGGUAUAAUGGAAACUUGGAGGGAAAAACGUACUAAAAGGAUUACUGAGAAGGCUUUUUCUCAUUGGAAAGAAUGGACGAGGCGUCGAAGAGAUAACGCUUCUUUUUUCAAGAGUUUUUUUAACGAAGGUAUAAAUAGUCGAAAGCGUCGUUAUCCAAUGUGCUACAAAGGUGACUUAUCCCUACGAUGCAAGCUGCUGAUGAAUGAAGAUAAAUGGGAAGAAGAAACAGCUGACGGUUUCGAUUUGCAAGGACCAUUGGCUUCAGGUUCUACUAGUGUCUCAAAUUUAAACGAAGAUGUAAGGAUUGCGCUUUGUGACAUCAUUUCAAUCAAAAAGUGCGCAAGCUUCGGUGCAAGUCCUUGCAUUAAAGGUGUGUCGACGGAGUUUAUGGAUAAACCGCAGUCGCCUCCUUUGUUGAAAAACUCACUAGCAAGUUUCACUGCAACCGGUGACAGAACACUAGCUCGGCCACUAGACGAAGUCAGGAAAAACGUGUCAUACGAUUUGGCUUCGAUUCGUCGACGAUUAGAUGAAUUUGAGAAGGAGCUGGCAAGCACGAGUUCUUUAUUUGAAAUGAACAAUGCUCGUUAUACUUCACUGCUUGAUGAUGUUGAAGACGGGAAGAAGUAA
This is a messenger RNA of Enterobius vermicularis (human pinworm), 3069 nucleotides long. The record is from the annotation of a GenBank genome assembly. Lineage: Eukaryota; Metazoa; Nematoda; Chromadorea; Rhabditida; Oxyuridae.